Molecule: messenger RNA, 294 nt
Organism: Echinops telfairi (small Madagascar hedgehog)
Lineage: Eukaryota; Metazoa; Chordata; Mammalia; Afrosoricida; Tenrecidae
Product: centrosomal protein of 192 kDa-like
Exons: 2
Coding region: 1-294 (97 amino acids)
Source: RefSeq, a predicted model, not a curated record
AUGGAAGAUUUUCAAGGUAUAGCAGAGGAGUCAUUUCCCAACUCUUUAACCAGUUCAUUACUUGCUAAUAGUGGAAUUUUGGAAAAUGUCACUCUUUCUUCAAAUCUGGGCUUGCCUAUUGCAGUUUCCACACUUGCUAGAAAUACAGCCAACACUAAUGACAGGUAUUCUGAUAUCCAGGCAUCUUACUUAGUAGAAGAGAGAUUUUCAAUUCCAUCUGAAUCAUCUCACAGUAGCCAGCCUGAUACUGAACCCAAACAGAGGCUACAUCUUAGCUCCCCUGAUGAUGAGUAA